UUUACAAGUAGACUGAGUCGAACACCCAUUGUGUUCUAAUACAAUCUCACUUCCUUUUCUUACACUCUGGUAUUCUUCUCACCAAAAUAAUGUGCCAGCAAGUGAAGAGCAGGGCAAGUGAGGGAGGAAGAGAAGAGGGAGGAGGACGUGUGUGUGCUUGUGUAUGUCCUGGAGGGGGUGGUGGUUGGGGGCGAUAGGAAACACUCCCAGAGAUGGCCCAGUAUUUCUCUGUUUGCCCCACUCAUGCCCUCAUUUUCAUAACUCUAACAGAGCGUGUCACCAGCUUCAGUGCAGCAGAAGCAGCUUAUCAUCACCAUACAUAUCUGCAGAUCUUUACAGAGUGCAUCAUUGUCCAUCGUCGCACCAUCAGGGCCAGAACCCCAAGUACCCCGGAGCAGCAGGAUAAGGACUUUCAUUCUCAUCCGCGGGAAUCAAGAGCAAGAAAGCUGAGCUGCUCUCACACACACUCCACUGUUUUAUAGAGACUGUGGGACAGAGGCUGUCAGAGGGAGCAGAAGUGUUGACUCUGAGGAACCAUGGGGGACUGGAGUCUUCUUGGAAACUUCCUGGAAGAGGUUCAGGAGCACUCCACCUCUGUCGGGAAAGUGUGGCUCACCAUCCUUUUUAUUUUCCGUAUCCUGGUCCUGGGUACAGCAGCCGAGUCGUCUUGGGGUGAUGAGCAGUCUGACUUCAUGUGUGACACCCAGCAGCCCGGUUGCACCAACGUCUGUUAUGAUCGCGCCUUCCCCAUUGCCCACAUCCGUUAUUGGGUGCUCCAGAUCGUCUUUGUCUCCACACCUUCACUUAUCUACAUGGGCCAUGCCAUGCAUACUGUACGCAUGGAAGAGAAACGCCGGCGGCAAGAGCAGGAGAAGCAUGAGACAGGUGAUGGAAGAGCGGAACCAGGAAGUGGUGAAAAGGAGUACCUGGAGCAGAAGGAGAGGGCUUCUGAAGCACCAACCAAGAUUCAUCUGAAAGGUGCUCUGCUGCAGACCUAUGUAUUGAGCAUCCUGAUUCGCUCGGUCAUGGAAGUGACCUUCAUUGUGGUCCAAUAUAUGAUGUAUGGUAUCUUUUUGGAGUCGUUGUACCAAUGUAACACUUUACCAUGUCCUAACAAAGUCAACUGCUAUAUGUCUCGUCCUACGGAGAAGAACGUAUUCAUUGUGUUCAUGCUGGUCGUGGCAGCCGUCUCGCUAUUCCUCAGCGUUUUGGAGCUUUAUUACCUUGGCUGGAAGCAGUGCAAGAGCUGCUUCCGUAAGUAUGUUGAAAGACGUGCCGAUAACAUCAACACAGAAACCAACUGCAAAAGCAGCAAAGCUGUGAAUGCACCUAUGACCCCCAACUUUCCAAGCAGCUCCCAGUCGCAUCUUGCCAAGAACUGCACUCCACCUCCAGAUUUUAAUCAGUGCUUAGCAUCAGGAAGAGGAUCACCAUCACCUGGAGAUGUACAUCACCAUGUUCAUUCCAUCCAUUCUGGCUACCAACCAUUCACCAACCGCUUGGCCCACCAGCAGAACUCAGCCAACCUGGCCACUGAGCAGCACUGCCAGCGCAGUCAUGAUGACCUGGUGGCAGGGGAGGAUUUCUUAAGAAUGAACUAUGACCAUCGGCCUACCAUUGUAUCUUGCGGAAACAGGCCUGCUGAAGUGCUACCCAGUGCUCCUUCCACACCAAUGUCCAAUGGUAGCUUUUUCAGAGACAAACGUAGCUUCAGUAAGACCAGUGGCUCCAGUAGCAGCAAAACGCGGCCUGACCUAGCAGUGUGAUUGGGGUGUAACCAGAUUUGAGAUUACACUACAUGGCCAUAUGUAUAUAGACAUCUGAUUAUCACACCCAUAUGUAAACCGUUUUCACAUUAUUGCCAUUCAUGUGGGAGCACACGUUCAUCUAAAAUGCCUUUGUAUACUGUAGCAUUAUGAACACAAAUCACCACAUGAGUGCAGGUUAUUUUAACUGUAUUGAGAGAAACUACAUCUGGAAUCAACAAGCACAUACAGGUGUGACUAUCAGGUGUCCAUAUAACAAUUUUGACCAUGUCGUUUAAUGUCAUGUGUAUAUUCUAAAAAAUUCUGGGCAACAAUAAACCAAUUUGAGACCGAAUGCAAUACGGACUAACAAACAAGGUGAUUUUUAAUGAUACAGAAGAUAAGAUUUAAUUCAUCCUGGUGGGAAAUUGGGGUAAAAUAACUACAUUGCUGGUCUAUAAAUACCAAAUUAUGUACACUGAAACCAGAAUUCUGGAACAUUUUAAGACUUCACAGUUUGAGUAAACUGUUAUUUCAACUGAAUAUUAUUCUCAAAUGAAUAACAUUAUCUCAUCCAUGGACAUUUAGAAAUCGUGAGUGGUGGACAUCUGUGAACAAACACUUACAUUUCUUUCAGCUGCAACUGUUUUUUUUUUUUUUACUUCAAUCCUUUUCUGGUUGCUGCUCUCAACGAGCGCACUUGAAAAUUCUAUCAAACGAAUCUUCAGGCACUUCGCUCUUCAUCAUCAAUCUACUAGACCUUGAUUGCUUAUCAUCAACCAAUUCUCAUCCCAGCCGCCAGACACCAAAAAAUUGGAAAAAUAACCAAGCAUUUUUAGAUUUUUUUGUAUGUGCUGAAAUUCUUUGUUAUUAGUAUUAGCAAUGAGAUGAGUUAAGAUUUUUAGACUUUAGGGUUUUUUUUUUUUACAUAGGGGUCCCUUAAAAGGCUAUUAGAUGUAGACAAUAAUAAGAAAGACAGAGAUCAGGAAAAACAGAGAAUCUGUAUCAGAGCACUUUAUUUGGUUUCACUGAAACUGCUGUAUAGUAUUAGAAGUGGGAAUAUGACAGAGUAAUUUAAGUUGUACAGAGAAUGUAUGGGAAAGUAAAAUAAGCGAGGAAUGGAUUGGUGAUUUGCACGUGUGAAAUAACACUGAGACCAUUUAUGAAAUUAUUUUAAAAUACAAUAGAUAAAUUUUUUCGCAGAAUACAACACUGUCUGUGAAAAAUGUUAACCCGAGAGAAUAACCGCUUCAUCGUUCUGAACACAUUACACGAAACAUCACUGGUUAAUAUUGCACAUACAGUAAGUCAAGCAAUGUGAGAGUUUAUCCAAAGAGCUCCAUCCUUAUAAGCCAAAACAACACUUCAAUCAGGUCAAGACUGUGAAAAAGGACCUCAAUCCCUUGUGUACGAGUGUCAAACACUUAUUUAGAAGAAUUGAGUGUUGUGUUACUGUGAAUGCCAAAGAGACUCAUCAUAAAAACUGUGUGUGUAGCAUGACAAACUUGGGCAAGCUGACAGGUGAAACUUAGACCAAAUCAAGGACUCACGCUUGGUCAUAGUUUUUGCUCCUUCAACUCUCAAAACCUGGAAGAUUAUUUGUGCCUUAACUGAAUAGUACAAUCAAACUUUAAAAUUUCAAACAUUUAAUAAUCUAGCGCACGUAUUAGAUAUUAGAUCAGAAAUGUGCAUUACUCAAGAUGAUCAUGAAAGCACAUUUGAAUAAAGCCUCAUAUGCAUCACAAAAGGUUUAACAGACAAAAAACAGUACUGAUGCCUGUCUUAAUAUAUAGCUUUCUUUGUGAAUUACAGAUAGAAAAUAAUAACAUGUUUGUCAGUCUGACAAAUAGUGAAUCAAUUUCAACAUUGUACAUUAAUCCUGCAGUUGUUACAUACAAAGGCCAACUGAAACAGCUUCUCUUUGUAUUUUAGAUGAUACGAUAGAAAUGCUAUCGGAAACCAGGGUUUAAGAUCAUUUUAAACAUAUUAAGUGCAUGUGUAAUAUAACUAAGUCCUAAGAGGCCAUGCAAUAUUAAUUCUUUUCUUUCUUAUUUUCUUAUUCAUGAUCACGGCUCAAGUUUCUUGGGAUCUCUACAUAACAAAAGUAUUUUUUUUUGUGUUCAGAACAUAAUUUUCUGGUGAUCUCGUGAACGCAUCAUGGAUGAUCGCAUUCACUUUUAUUUUGAUUAGAGGCUGAAACUAAAACAGCUCUCUGUCUGUCAGUGAUUGACAAUUUCCACAUAAGAAGGAGGCUGUCAGGUCUGCAACUUUAUCGUCGAAGACAAUAUAGCGACCCUGUAGUCAGUUUCAUUGCCAGCCAGCUUGAGUGAGAUGGACGUCUGUAUUGCUGCAGAAUGAUGUUUGAAAAAUUCUGUUUAAAUGACAUCAUAAACCAAAAACUUUGGCAAGUCUGGAGAUUUUCCUCACAAUAUGAUUACGUCAUGAGAAAACGUUCUGUCGAGAUCACGAGAAAUUUAGAUCGUGAUCACAGAAAACAGCUCAUGUCGAGAUCACGAGAAAAUUAAGUCGUGGUCACGAGAAAACAGCUUGCUGUGUCGAGAUCAGGAUAAAAGAACUUAUAUAAAUCAUGAUAAUGAGGCAAAAACCUUUGUUAUGUCGAGAUUGCAAGAACAUUAAGUCGUGAUCACAUGAAAACAAAUGUGAUUGUGUGUAGAAUCUGAGAGGAUUUCUACAGCCUUAUGUAAACCCAGAUUGGGAAUGACCAUGUACUAUCACAAUGAACACCUUUGCAGUGCAAUCAAGAAGAUAACAUAAUGUUUUAUGUUGAUUUAAUUGACACAUGGUGUGAGUGACAGUUUAUUAAUGUAUUAUGUACAUAAAUCAAUAUCUUCAUUACUUUUAUUGCUUUUCAGAUGACACAACAUUUCAAAUUAUUUAGUCAUUCAUCACUCAUCUACACCUCACUGUGACCUUCUAUUCUCUUUCAAUAAAA
This is a messenger RNA of Tachysurus vachellii, 4698 nucleotides long. It is a transcript of the gene gja5a, whose product is annotated as gap junction protein, alpha 5a. Gene Ontology annotation, biological process: cell communication. Gene Ontology annotation, cellular component: connexin complex. The record is from RefSeq and is a predicted model, not a curated record. Bases 537 to 1766 code for a protein of 409 amino acids. The transcript is spliced from 2 exons. NCBI's taxonomy places the organism in Eukaryota, Metazoa, Chordata, Actinopteri, Siluriformes, Bagridae.